UUUGCGGUUUGGCAGGUUUAUAUACAUCAAAACAGAACAAAGAGAGAGGCUCUACAGUGCUAUAAAAGAAGAGAGAGAAAAGAAUAAAGCGAGGGAGAAAUCUCUGCGACUGAAUUACAAAAGAACUGAGGACACUCUGCUAAUGUUUUUCACAUCCAAAGGGGACAUAAACUGGGACUUUGGACAUUGUGGAGCAUUUGCAAGGCUUUUUGUUUUUUGCGACCUCCAAAAGUUUGUUUGGGACAACUCCUUUUUCUUGUAUAUUUGAAUUUUAAUGUUCACAAUUUCAUCCCAGUGCAAAACUUUCUAAACGGACUGCACAUGGUUUCAAAGGGCUUUUGAAAAACCUGGAAUUUUAUUCGUCCUUGUCCAUGCAGAACUGUUUGAAGUAGAAUGUUGUAAAUACAUGCGGAUUUUAUUCAGCUUUCUGCCUCCGUUUUUCAAGCUUUUUGGCGUUUUUUACGCACGUCGAUGGUAUUUGCCAAAAACCUACCCAUACUUUUAAAGUUUGAAUAAUUCAUGAGAUACAAUUUGCCCGCUCGAAAGAAGUGACUGUAAAAAGGGAGGGGGGUUAUCCACAAACAUAUUCAUAGGGGUUGACGGAAUGGCCACCGCGGCUUCCAAUCCUUAUCUGCCCAGCAAUAGCAUCUUAUCGUCCGGCUCCAUCGUGCAUUCUGACUCCGGAGGUGGUGGCAUGCAGCCGGGCAGUGCUGCGGUUACCUCGGGGUCUGGGGGCUACAGGGGAGACCCCUCAGUCAAGAUGGUACAGAGUGACUUUAUGCAAGGCGCAAUGGCAGCGAGCAACGGGGGACACAUGCUGAGCCAUGCCCAUCAGUGGGUGACAUCCCUCCCGCACGCCGCAGCUGCUGCAGCAGCAGCCGCGGUCGCUGCAGCCGAAGCCGGAUCGCCCUGGUCGUCGAGUCCCGUCGGGAUGACGGGCAGCCCGCAGCAGCAGGACGUGAAAAACUCCGGCAGAGACGAUCUGCACACGGGCACUGCGCUGCACCACAGGCCCCCUCACUUAGCUCCCCACCAGACUCACGCCGGGGCUUGGGGUAGCACGACUGCGGCUCAUAUUAACUCCAUAUCCGGGGGCCAGCAGCAGCAGCAGUCGCUGAUCUACUCCCAACCGGGGGGCUUCACUGUGAACGGGAUGCUGAGUCCUGGGAGCCAGAGCCUGGUACACCCGGGCUUGGUGAGGGGGGACACCCCGGAUCUGGACCACGGCAGCCACCACCACCACCAUCACCACCAGCAUCCGCAUCACCAGCACCACGGCGGCGUCAACAGCCACGACCCGCACUCGGACGACGACACGCCGACCUCGGACGACCUGGAACAGUUCGCCAAGCAGUUCAAACAGCGGAGGAUCAAACUGGGCUUUACGCAGGCGGACGUCGGCUUGGCUUUGGGCACCCUGUACGGGAACGUUUUCUCUCAGACAACCAUUUGCAGAUUCGAGGCUCUGCAGCUCAGCUUCAAAAACAUGUGCAAGCUCAAGCCUUUGUUAAACAAGUGGCUUGAGGAGGCCGACUCAUCCACCGGCAGCCCCACCAGCAUCGACAAGAUCGCGGCGCAGGGGAGGAAGCGAAAGAAGCGCACAUCCAUCGAAGUGAGCGUCAAGGGGGCUUUGGAGAGCCACUUCCUAAAAUGCCCCAAACCCUCGGCCCAGGAGAUCAGCACCCUGGCGGACAACUUGCAGCUGGAGAAAGAGGUGGUUAGAGUCUGGUUUUGCAAUAGGAGACAGAAGGAAAAACGGAUGACGCCCCCAGGAGUGGCACAGACGCCGGAGGAUGUGUACUCUCAGGUCGGCAAUGGGCAUUUUUUAGUAGAUUACUUAAAAGAUGCAAGUGAAGCGAGCGACCAGAGGGUGACAACUACAAGUUCAUUCCACCAGGUAAUUUUGGCGCAUUAAAACACACCAAGAGGAAACCAAGUAUUGUUUUUUAUUAUUUUUUCUUCCCCCCCUCCAAAAAAAAUUUCUCCCCCUCAUUAUCCUGUGUUUGAUUGAAGAAACAAAGGAGCAGGCAUUUUGUAUAUUUAGAAAUGGGACUGAACCGCCCCCCCCCCCUCUCCAUGCCCAACAAUAACAGAGGGGAAAAACUGCAACAAUAUGAAGAAGAGUGACAUCCACGACGCUUCCAUCAUGAUUUACAGCUUUUUAAUUUUUUCUGAGGUGGAUUGCAUGGUUUCAUUUACACACACGGAGGAUUAGGGAUUUUUUUUUUCUCCAUGUUGAGGCCCUCAUGAAAGAAAAGACAACCAGGACCAGGACUGUCCCAGCCUGAUCUCAAAGAUCACC
Molecule: messenger RNA, 2302 nt
Organism: Seriola dumerili (greater amberjack)
Lineage: Eukaryota; Metazoa; Chordata; Actinopteri; Carangiformes; Carangidae
Gene: pou3f3b
Product: POU domain, class 3, transcription factor 3-B
Exons: 2
Coding region: 605-1915 (436 amino acids)
Biological process (GO): regulation of transcription by RNA polymerase II; brain development
Cellular component (GO): nucleus
Molecular function (GO): DNA-binding transcription factor activity, RNA polymerase II-specific; RNA polymerase II cis-regulatory region sequence-specific DNA binding
Source: RefSeq, a predicted model, not a curated record